CGGGGGAGCGGCGGCGCCGCUUCGCCCCGAGCAGCCCGAGCCGGAUCCCCGGGGUCCCCCCGGCUCCCCCGGGCCUCCUCCCCGUCCCGGAGCCCCGGCCGGAGCGGGAGGAUGUCGGGCAGCACGGCGAGGAAGGUGCAGCCCUUCACCAUCAGCACCAAGCUGUCCCUGCCCAAGUGCGCCGCCGAUUUCGCAGCCGACGCCUGCCCCGGCAUCGCCCUCGCCUCGGCGCUGGACAACCACCGGGGCCUCCGGAGAGACCUCAACCAGCGCAUCUCCCUCUACCUGGCCCAGGCCAGGGGGGGUCCCGCCGGGCCCCCCGGCCAGCCCCGCCGCGGGGAGGAAGGCGGCGAGGAGGAGAGGCUGAGCCGGGGCUCCCUGGCGCGCUCCAUCAAGAAGAUCACGCUCUCCAACUGGCACGGGGAGGCCGGCUCCGGGGACGCAGGGGGGUCCGGGGACCCCGGCCGGGCUGGCGGGGAGAGGAACCACAACAACAACAACAGCAGGACGGGGAAGGCUCAGUUCAAGGUCUAUCUCAGGAAGGAUGUGGACGUGGAGGACGACAAGCAGGAGGCUGGGAGCCCCCAGGCCGGCGGUUUCUGCUCCCCGGUGGACAGAGGUUCCCCCUUCGAGGCGCUGGCACCCCACAAAGAGAGCCCCAGGAGCAAGGAGCCGGCGGCCCCGAGAAGCGUUGGGCGAAGUGUCGCGGGAGCACCCACCCUCCUCGACCCGAGCCCCCUGCUCGCACAGUUCAACCGGGAGAUGCUGCAGGCGGAGGGCUGGGUGCGAGGCAAGCUGCGGGACCUGAAGGACGGCUGCGACCUGCAGGGCUGGGAGCAGGUUGCCCAGACCCUGCAGAGGGAGAUGAAGGACUUCGAGAACACCCUGAUCAAGCUCAGCCAGAUGGGCGAGCAGCUGACGUGCAGGCCGAGCCCCGGCGCCGAGGCGGUGCGGAGGCAGCUGCAGGCCCUGCGGGAGCAGUGGCAGCUCCUGAAGCAGACGGCCGCCAGCCAGAGCCGGGCCCUGGGCGGGCUGCGCAGCCUGCAGGACUUCAGCAGGAAGGCGGAGCGGCUCGAGGCCUGGAUCCGCCACAAGGAGGAGAAGCCCUGCCUGGCGGCCCUCCUGCAGGAAAGCCCGGACAAGAUCCAGCUCACCCGCCGCAUCCUCGACUUGAAGCAGGAGGAGCAGCACUUCCAGAGCCUGCACGAGGAGCUCAACAGCCUGGCUCAGAAGCUGGAGAAACAAGGCAAAAGCGAGAGCAGGAGCAUCUCUGCCCGGCGCAAGCACCUCAACAAAAUGUGGCUGCGGCUGCAGGGCACCCUGAAGGAGCAUCACGAGGCUCUGCAGCUGGCCCUGGAGGUCGCUGCCUUCCUCCAGCAAGCGGAUGCCCUGCUGGGUGCCAUCCACGCCAAGUGGAGGAGCGUCUGCGGUGUGGGGAAGCAAGGGGAGGCCGAGGCAAGCCGGGAUCGGGAUGUCAGGGACAUAGCCAGCCAGGUGAUGAUGCUGGACGUGACCGUGUCGCAGCUCCUCAGCCUGCAGCCCAGCCUGGCAGCCCGAGUCACCCCCAAGCACCGAGACGUGAAGGAGAGCUGGGCCCAGCUCCAGCAGGCGCUGAGGACCGAGAAGGCUCCAGCACUGGCUCUGGGAAGUGGUUUCCCAGGGGGAGAAGCUGUGGCUGCAAGCACUGAGCCCCACAGAGAUGGUAGCAGCCGGGAGCCGGUGGGGAAGGACGCAGGAGACAAGCAGAAGAGAGAUCCCGGCAGCAGCAUGGUGCAGAAGGACGUGUCGAGGAGGACGGCGGAGCACGUGCGCGGCGAGGAGAGCAGCCCCGGCUCUCCGGCAGCGGGAGGAGACAGCAGGAGGAGGAGGAGGGGUCCUGGAGAGGUGGAGGCUGAGCGGGGCACGCGGCCCCCGGAGGCCCAGGUGCAGGAUGUCUGCCAGGUGGCAAGCACGGAGGGGCAGGAGGCGGCGGGCGCGGGGAGCCCCCAGGUGGAGGCCAUGCUGCGGGAGCUGGGCGAGCUGUGGGAGGACCUGCAGAGGAAGCACCAGGAGAAUGGCGCCGUGCUGCGGGAAAUCGAUAAGGCACUGAGGCUGGUGGGGGAGCUGGACCGUGCCGAGCGGUGGCUGCAAGCCGUGGCCGGGUCGCUCUCGGAGCCAGCCGCCAUGAGGAGCCCCGCGGAGCUGCGCAGGGACCUGGAGGGGACGGGCCAGCUGGAGAGGCAGCUCCUGCUGUGCGGCAUCAAGCUCCAGGCGCUGCGGGAGGAGGCGGCGGGCGAGACGCCCGCAGAGCACGAGGGAGCGAGGAAGAUGCAGAGGAAGGUGGAGAUGGUGGAGGAGAAGUUGGCACACGUGCAGGCAGCCCUGCGGCGCCGAGCCGCCGACCUGCGCGACUCCCUGGUGCUGUCCGAGUUCCUGCAGAACCUGCAAGAGGAGGAGGCGCGGAGCCGGCAGGGAUCCGGGGAGCCAGGGAGCGGGCAUUGUGGCUCGCAGGGGGCUUUUCCCCUGCUCUCGGCCCAGGCUGAGGACAGCAAGGAGGUGAGCAGCCCCUUGGGAGAGCUGCAGGAGGCCGUGGAGAUGCUGAACGACGCGGUGAAGGAGCGGGAGCGAGUCAUGGAGGUGGCGGCGGAGACGGAGAGCCUGGAGCGCCUGGUGGCAGAGGUGUCCCCGCGCCUGGAGGCCCUUCGGUGCAGCGCCGAGGCCCUGGCUCGCGACACCGCCCAAGCGGAGAGCGGCUUCACCACGGUGAAGAGCGAGAAGGACCUCCCGGGGCUGCAGGGCUUGCAGAGCCGGCAGCAGGAGAUGGAGCGUGCGGUAUCGGAGACCCUGCAGGGGCAGCUGGAGGAGCUGGAGCGGGCAGCUGCCCGCUUGCAAGAGCUCUGCCCUGCUCGCCUGUGCCCCGUCAGCCGGGAGGUGCAGGACGCGCUGCGGGCGUGGGCAGGGCUGCGGGAGCUGCUGCGGCAGACCCGUGCCCACGUGCAGCAGGCCGGCCGGCUGCGGCACUUCUUCAGGGAUUACUUGGCCAUGAUCUCCUGGACGGAAGACACGCGGGCUCAGAUCUUCUCCGAAAGCCCGAGCAGCCACGGCUUCCUGGAGACUCAGUGUGAGGAGCUGGAAAAGAAGAUAGAGGGCAAGCUGAAGGAGUUUGAGGAGCUGGCGGCGGCGGGGCAGCAGCUGGUGUCGGAGGAGCACUACCUGAGCGCCACGAUCCAGGAGCGCCUGGAGGAGCUGCAGAGCAUGCUGGGCUGGGUGCUGGUGCGCUGGCGAGCGCAGAGGCACCAGCGGGACGCCGGGAGCAAGCAGGAGGAGAGGAGGGACCCCGAGAGCCCCUUGAGAGCAUCCCCUGCCGCCCAGGAGCAGCGUGCCCCGUGUGCUCAGGAGAGCAUCCUCAGCCCAGCGAGGUCCACUCCCUGCUCCCUCGCCGUGCCCGCACAAGGACCAGAGCCGCGGGUGCCGGCAGGAGCGGCGGUCUCCCCUCCAGCAUCACCUCUCUCAGACACCCCGUCGGGAGGGGAGCGGGGCUGGGGGGACCCCAGCAUCUCAGGAACCCCCGAACAGGCUCUGGCCUGGGAUCCCUCUGAGACCUCCAUGCUGCUGCUGCCGCCACGGGGCCCCGGCGGGCUGGGGGGCACGGUCAACCUGAUCCUGAGCAUCGGCAAGAAGGGCGAGAAGAAGAAGGUGCAGAUAGAGGAGGCACCGCGGACGGUGCUGCUGGAGGAGAGCUACGGGGAAAAGGCCAGGAAAAGCGCCGGCACGCCGCAGCCAGCAAAGCGGGCGCCUGCCGCGUCCUGCCGCCCUCCGGCACCCAGCUCCGGCACGCCGGCAGCCUCCCACACCCUGCCCAAGGCCGGCGCCGGCUCCCUCUUCAACAGCCUGCAGAGGAGGGAGCGGGCGAGGGCCGAGCAGGCGCGGCUGCUGACCCUGCAGGGGAUCAUGGGCGCCAGCUCCCUGCAGCCCCUGCCCGAGGAGCGGCACGGCCCCAGCAACACGUGGCCUCUCAAGUGCGGCUGGAGGAAGGCGGCGGGGACCCCCGGCCCCCCGCUCGGGGAGCUGCUGCUCUACGUGAAGAACCCCCUGGUGCGGGACAUCGACGCCGAGUGCGGGGCGGCCCCCCGGCACCCCAAACCUCGCCACGAUCCCCCUGGAGCCACGCUUCGCCAGGGGCUGAAGGCCGCGUGCCCCCACCUUUCCCUGGGGUCCGUGCUCAGCCUGGAGCUGCCCAAGGAUGUGGCGGUGCUGGGGCGCCUCCGAGAUGCGGCACCGCCGGAGGAGGAGGAGGAGGAAGAGAGGAAGGGCAGGGGGGUGAGGUGGUGGGAGCCCCCCAGAGAGGCCGGGCAGCAGGAGGACACGGGCGGGCACAGUCCCCGGCAGCCCGGCAAUGACCUGGGGGUGUCCCCCAAAGCCGAGCGAGGAACGUGGUUUGAAGAGGUGAGCUUCAACCCCAGCUACGGCCGGCACAAGGCACGGGGCCCGGAGGCUGCCCGCAGCACCGGGGAGGAGCGCAGGAGCCCGCGGCACCCCGCCAGCACCAGCCGACGCCUCCCGGACUCGAGGCCGGGCCGGCUGCCCCACAUCAGCGUGCUGCACGAGCAGCUCGGCCGCGAGCAGGACGUGCUGGCCGCCCGCCUGGGCCAGGACAGCAGCCCCGGUGCCGCCUGCAGGGCCAGGCACCGCGAAGCUGCUCGGCUGGAGAUGGGGACGUCCCCCUCCGGCACCCCGGUCAGGGCAGGAGCCGUCCCCGGUGUUGUCCGUGCUCAGCACCCACCCAGCGGCGCCCAGCCCGGGGGGUCCCCGGCUUCCCCCGCUGCUCCCACCCAGCUCUCCGUCUUCGAGUGGGCGCUGGGGUCCCCGCAGCCCCCCAGCCCGGCGCCGGGUGCCGGGGAGGUUUGCCACCCUGCCCACGGGCAGUUCGAGGAGGAGGAGGAGGAGCUGCAGGCCAUCUGGGACGGGGCGGGCGAGCGGCGAGCGCCCAGCCACCCGCCGGGGAGCCCCCCCAGUUCCGACACCGCCGGGGGGCCCCUCAUCCUCUCGGCGGCCAACAACGUGCUGGUGGCCAAGUUCACCCUCCCCACCGCCGCCCGGAUCCUGCACAGCCCGGCGGGAGGGAAGGGGCACGGAGGCAGCCCCCACGGGCACGGGGCAGCCCCCUGCGUGGAGGAGACGGUGUCCGCGGCCCCCUCGGACAGCCCCGGUGUGUGGGAUCGGCGGAGGCAUCGGGAAGAGGAGAGAGAGGGCAGCCAGGCUCCUGCUGGUAAAACGGAGUUUCAGAUGAUGGAGGGGACGCUGGAAAGGAAGCACGUGCUGCAGACGGGAGGGAGGAAGGCGAGCUGCCGCGCCUGGGGCCUCUUCCACGCCGUGCUGAUGAGGCAGACGCUGUGCUUCUACCAGGACCGGAGGGACAGCCUCAAGAGCUCCGUGGUGGCCCUUCCCCUCAACCUCGCCGGGGCCGUCUGCACCCCGGACACCGAGUACACCAAAAAGACCAACUGCUUCAGGCUGCAGCUGCGGGAUGGCUCCGAGUACCUCCUGCGGGCCCCAUCGCAGCCCCUGAUGAACGAAUGGGUCUCCAAGCUGCAGCAAAACUCAGGUUUCCCCGAAGUGGAUUACUUCCAGGCGGCCGCGCAGUGCGUCGAGGGUGCCAGCGCUGCCGGGGGCUUCGGCAAGGCGCCCGGCCCCGGCAGCUCCCACCUGCAGGGUCACCAUCAGGCCGUGACCGCCAAGAGCCAGGAGAUCGUGGUGCUACCCCGCUCAAACGCCCGGCUGCAGCUGCCCCUGGACGCGCAGGAUGGCCCCGCCGAUGGCACGUCGGCAGCAGAGGAUGUCCGUGGGGCUGUCAGCCACACAGCCGGGCCCAGGGAGCAGCAGUGGUCACCCAGGACGUCCCCUGGGCUGUGGGACAACGGCUGCCCCGGUGACGACGACUGCGGGCUGGUGGCCAACAAGCGGCGGUCCUACUCCUUCACCUCAGCCACCUACCAGAAGAUCACCCCCGUGGCCGUGCCCCAGGAGCCGCUGGAGGCCGGGAGCAGCUACUCGGUCACGCUGUACAUCGGGGACCAAGCGGCGGCCGUGCCCAGGGCGCGCUGCCACUCCUUCGUGGCGCGGCCGGGGAGCCCGCGGGACGCGCUGGGGGAGAAGCCCCCCGGCCCCCCCCGCCCCAAGAACAAGUCCGUCUUCAAGAAGUUCUUCGGCAAGAAGGAGUGAGCCCCGGCCGAGGGGGAGGAAAGCCCCCGCCUGCCCGUGUUCCUCCUCUCGGGUGCCGUCCUCGCACCGUCUCCGCUCCCAGCACCAGCUCACCGCUCGCCGCCUGCCCGGGGGGGCUGCACCGCACCCCCGCCUCCCCCUUCCCGCCCCCGGGCCUCCCCCCACACGCAGCACAGGCAGGGCCGGGGGUGUUUUUAUUAAAAAACAGAUAGACACGCGG
Cygnus atratus (black swan) is the source of this 6421-nucleotide messenger RNA. RefSeq lists its product as uncharacterized. Gene Ontology annotation, cellular component: cortical actin cytoskeleton; cell projection; cell junction. Gene Ontology annotation, biological process: actin cytoskeleton organization. Bases 112 to 6201 code for a protein of 2029 amino acids. Gene Ontology annotation, molecular function: phospholipid binding; actin filament binding. NCBI's taxonomy places the organism in Eukaryota, Metazoa, Chordata, Aves, Anseriformes, Anatidae. The transcript is spliced from 31 exons. The record is from RefSeq and is a predicted model, not a curated record.